AGUAUGUGUCUCGGCGGGUGGCGUAGAUCACACACUUGAGCUGUACUGUAGUAGGGUGUGGACUUUUGAAGAGUGUGGGUUCGGACUGUCCCAGUCAAUACCAUCGGUCCAGCUGAAAGUGGCCAUAUAAACAGCGCAGACACCAGACGCUUACCCCGAGGUUACAAAGAGGCUUUCCCGUUGCACCCUUCCCUUGGCUGGAUGUUCUGGCAUCCCCGGACUCUUAUUUUCCGGAUACAGCUGCAUCAGUCGUCUCUCCCAGGACGCUCCUGGUAAGGGACGAACGACUCCGCUUGUGCGAGAAGAGAGAGAGUUUUCAGAUGGAUGACAUAUUCACGCAGUGCCGCGAAGGAAACGCGGUAGCCGUCCGCCUGUGGUUAGACAACACUGAGAAUGACCUUAACCAAGGGGAUGACCACGGGUUCAGUCCAUUGCACUGGGCGGCACGUGAGGGCCGCUCGGGGGUCGUGGACAUGCUCAUCAUGAGAGGGGCUCGCAUCAACGUCAUGAACCGCGGGGAUGACACGCCCUUGCACCUGGCUGCCAGCCACGGCCACCGCGACAUUCUGGCCAAGCUGAUCCAGUGUAAAGCAGAUACAAAUGCAGCAAAUGAGCACGGCAACACCCCUCUCCAUUACGCCUGCUUCUGGGGCCACGACCUGGUCGCUGAGGAUCUGGUCAGUAACGGUGCACAAGUGAGCAUCUCCAACAAGUACGGAGAAACUCCUCUGGACAAGGCCAAAGCGCCGCUUGCUGCAAAUCUAAGAGAGCUGGCAGAGAAACAAGGACAGAACCUGACCAAAGUUCCCUUUAAAGACACUUUCUGGAAGGGAACCACCCGAACGCGACCACGUAACGGUACGCUAAACAAACACGCUGGCAUAGAUUACAAGCAGCUCUCAAUGUUGUCCAAGGUCAACGAGAAUCAUUCUGGAGAGUUGUGGCAAGGUCGUUGGCAGGGCACAGAGAUUGUGAUUAAGAUGCUUCAUGCGCGAGAAUGGACUACAAGAAAGAGCCGUGACUUUAACGAGGAGUAUCCGAAACUGAGAAUCUUCUCUCACCCAAAUGUGUUACCCGUUUUGGGGGCGUGUCAGUCUCCUCCCGCCCCUCACCCAGUCAUAAUCACACACUGGAUGCCCUAUGGCUCUCUCUACAAUGUGCUUCAUGAGGGCACCAAUUUUGUUGUGGAUCAGACACAGGCUGUGAAGUUUGCUCUGGAUAUAGCGUGUGGAAUGGCUUUCCUGCACACGCUGGAGCCCAUGAUUCCACGGCAUUAUCUCAACAGCAAGAGCGUCAUGAUUGAUGAUGACAUGACUGCUAGGAUAAGCAUGGCAGAUGUGAAGUUCUCUUUCCAGUGUCCAGGCCGGAUGUACUCUCCAGCAUGGAUGGCACCUGAAGCCCUGCAGAAGAAGCCAGAGGAGAUCAACCGGCGUUCUGCAGACAUGUGGAGCUUCGCCGUGUUGCUCUGGGAGCUUGUCACCAGAGAGGUGCCCUUCGCUGACCUCUCCAACAUGGAGAUUGGCAUGAAGGUGGCACUAGAGGGACUGCGGCCCACUAUCCCACCAGGCAUCUCUCCCCACAUCUGCAAGCUGAUGAAGAUCUGCAUGAACGAGGAUCCUGCCAAGAGACCCAAAUUUGACAUGAUCGUACCCAUCCUAGAUAAGAUGCAAGACAAAUGAGCAGACCUGCCGGGACGUCACCAAUACCCCCCCCCCCCGAACACUGAGUUCACAGUAUUGCCUUAAAAAUUCACCACUCACCAAAGUGCUCUAAGCCACUGUAGCCCACUGCUAAAGAAAACCGCUUUAUUGAAGCACUGCUGAACGUUUUAAGCCACAUCCUCAGUAUCUCAUGUAUUGUUAAAUUGUUAUAUGCAAUCAUUGAAUAACGUCUUGUGUUUUUGCAUAUGUGUGCAUCGGCCUCAUUUCUUUUUCUCGUGUUUAUGGAACAACAUUUGCAUCUUUUAAAACCUCUUUUGUAGCCAUAAAACAGGAAGCGUGAGUAAGGUGUUGGACUCGGUGAAUUUACUGUAAAGUCAGUUUUCAACUAACCACUUCAUUUUACGCAUCUCCUGCCAUUUCUGUCAUACAUGUCACCUUGAUUUUCAUUGCGCCAGAUGUGCAUUCCUCACAGUUAAAGUAUUUAAUGGCUUUCAUCUGUGUUUCCUUCCUUAGGGGCAUUUACUAAGGAACAAAGAGAUGAUCUGUGUAUGCAAAAAAGCAUGCAACAUCAGUUGUUCAUAUUUAAAAGCAUCGUGCUAUUGUCUGUUACUUUUUUCCUCUGAUUGUCCCUCAUAAAACUCUGAUGUUUUGCCUGAGAUCUGUAUGUUUUACAUGGAUUAUAAAAUGCAGUGCAAUAAUAAUUAUAGCUAAUGCCAAUUUUAUGCCUUAUCAUGUAACAAAUCCAAACCAAAAUUGCAAGUGCCCAUUGUAACAUGUUUGCGUUAUCCCUCUCAUAGUAGGGAGAUGCAUUUAAUAAAAUCUGUUUUGUUAGAUGAUUCUAGAAGGUACCAUAAGCUAAGGGAAGAUCCCUUUACAGAUGUCACAUCAAAUGUGAGAACUCCUAUGCCGCAGGUUAACAUGCAUUAAAGAUCAUAUCGCCAAACAGCUCUUUUGUUGACCCCAUACAAUCAUCAUAUUUACUUGAUCCAUACAAAUGCAUGAUGUUCUCUUGUGCUAUGUCUUGUUUUAUUAACUAGCAAGCCUCAUGCUUGUGUUUUCUAAUUUUCAUGUAAAUGUUGAGCAUGUUAAGUGCUGAAAUACAUUUGUUAACCCAUGUUUUUUUUUGCUUUCUAAACACUACAUCUGUUUACUAUCUCACUUCUCUGUCACAGUGUUCUUCUGUCAGCUAGCCAGUAUGUAGUAGGAAGCCAUGAGAAAAGAAAUGUGUCUUUGACAUGCAUAAAUAUUAUUUUUUUCUUUUGUUUUUACCUUUUUAAAAGCCAACAGCUGUAAUAACGAAAAACAGACUGAUUAUCUAACUUAUGCUCACUUUUAUGUGAAGUUUUUAAUGAGAUAAUAUGUGGCUUUAUCUUAUUAUGGAGACUUGGGCUGUUUAUAUUUUAUUCCGUGUAACAAACGUUUACUAAAGGAAAACGAGAACAAAAUAAAAUGUUUUGGCCAUGUGGAA
Molecule: messenger RNA, 3129 nt
Organism: Triplophysa rosa
Lineage: Eukaryota; Metazoa; Chordata; Actinopteri; Cypriniformes; Nemacheilidae
Gene: ilk
Product: integrin-linked kinase
Exons: 13
Coding region: 321-1679 (452 amino acids)
Biological process (GO): integrin-mediated signaling pathway; substrate adhesion-dependent cell spreading; protein phosphorylation
Cellular component (GO): stress fiber; focal adhesion
Molecular function (GO): protein kinase activity; ATP binding; protein binding
Source: RefSeq, a predicted model, not a curated record